Sorex fumeus (smoky shrew) is the source of this 582-nucleotide messenger RNA. RefSeq names its product epithelial membrane protein 1 (gene EMP1). Gene Ontology annotation, cellular component: plasma membrane. NCBI's taxonomy places the organism in Eukaryota, Metazoa, Chordata, Mammalia, Eulipotyphla, Soricidae. Bases 84 to 572 code for a protein of 162 amino acids. The record is from RefSeq and is a predicted model, not a curated record. The transcript is spliced from 5 exons.
CCUCAGACCGCAGGGCCGACGCCGCUCUCUUCUCCGCUGCCCCGACACCCAGACACUCUGCUCAUCCUCCCCACCAAGCCAAGAUGCUGGUCUUACUGGCUGGAAUCGUUGUGGUCCACAUCGCCACCGUCAUCAUGCUCUUUGUUUCCACCAUUGCCAAUGUGUGGGUGGUCUCAGAGACUACAAAAUCAUCUGUUGGUCUUUGGAAAAACUGCACGGACGGCUCCUGCACUGGUCCCCUGUCCUACGCCGGAGAAGAUGCCCUCAAGACGGUCCAGGCCUUCAUGAUCCUCGCCAUCAUCUUCUCCGUCAUCUCCCUCCUGAUCUUCGUGUUCCAGCUCUUCACCAUGGAGAAAGGAAACCGCUUCUUCCUCUCGGGGGCCACCAUGCUGGUGUGCUGGCUGUGCAUCCUGGUUGGGGCGUCCAUCUACACCAACAGGUACGCCAGCAAGACCAACAACUUCACCUACAGCAGCAGCAUCCACCACGGCUACUGCUUCAUCCUGACCUGGAUCUGCUUCUGCUUCAGCUUCAUCAUCGGCAUCCUCUACCUGGUGCUGAGGAAGAAAUGAGGGGGAGCCG